Brassica napus (rape) is the source of this 993-nucleotide messenger RNA. RefSeq lists its product as uncharacterized. NCBI's taxonomy places the organism in Eukaryota, Viridiplantae, Streptophyta, Magnoliopsida, Brassicales, Brassicaceae. The transcript has 5 exons. The record is from RefSeq and is a predicted model, not a curated record. Bases 1 to 456 code for a protein of 151 amino acids.
AUGUUCUUGAUACCUGGAUGGAGUGGCCUAUCGAAUGCACGAGUGACAUUAUUUGGUGAUGUCUAUCCAUUGUCAGAAGAUGAACAGGAGUGGGCACAUAAGCAAUAUAUCGCAAAGCACCCGCACGGGCUUUCAGAGCAAUGGGGAAACUUCCACUAUUUUAGAAUGCAGAACAUAAGUGAUAUAUAUUUCAUUGGAGGGUUUGGCACGGUCGCAUGGGUUGAUGCGAAAGAGUAUGAGGCUUUACAUCCUGAUAAGAUAGCCGUCGAUGGUGGAGAGCACAACCUCAAGGAACUAAAUGCCAUCUUCUCAAAGCCGCUUAGAGAGCUACUGGCUUCUGUAUCAGAGGUAGACGAUGCCGCUCUCAUUCCUAUAGAUAGCAAAGGGAUAGAUGUACGGGUUCGUCAGGGUGUUGUUUGGUUCCUCUUUUUUGACUUUUUAGCUAAAGUUUUGUAGUUUGCUCUAUGUAUUUGGCCCUCCUUUUACAGAGUUACUAAAUGGGGGUAAACACGACAAUCUUGAAAUAACAGGUUGAAAUCUCGAGUUUAAUAAUAUGUAUUUCCAUUUGUGGAUUUGCAACGACUGCUACGUUGUGGAAUGCAGUUGCUUGUUGUGGUAGUCAUACACGCCAAGUCACAAUUUUAUACUUUGUCCAGGAAGAUUUACAGAGAGCAUAGUAGUCGGAUUCAUCAUAUGGUGUAUGGAUCCAUGUUCAAAAUAUUCAUCUAAAUCUAUAACAAUUUCUAUCUUGUAAAUAAUUUUUAUAAACAAUUUUCAUCUCAUGGCAUCUUCUUCUCAAAACAAUUUCGAAGGAUCAAUUGAUGAUAAUUUUGAUCAAUACUUUGGUCAACAUUUUGAUCAAACGUUCGAGAAUCUUUCCGUCGAUUAUGGUGGUCAAGAAGGUGAGAGGAAGGAAAGGAAAAAAACGAGUUUAUAUCGAAAGAAAUCUUUCAAAUUAUUAUCGUUUAUUUUACUAAUCUUUGUUUUUAUGUU